AUGUCUUUAGUGACACGGAAAAGUGCACCAGAGAGAGUCAUUGAUGGUACAAGUUACAAUGCUCUUCGUCUCACUACAAAGGGGCCAGACCCCAUAUAUACGGUAAAGUUCAAUCAUGAUGGAAAGCUUAUCGCUUCCGCGGGAAAAGCCCGAAGAAUUGUUCUUUGGAAUACCGAUUCACUAGCAGACGAGAAAUUUGCAGCAGACACACAGAUGGUUCCGAUAAGUUAUGAUUUUUCCUCAGCCAUUAGUAAAUCUGCUAUUACUUGGCUCGCUUGGUCUCAACUCGAUGAUCCUUUAAUGUUCCUAUCAUCAGCAGACAGUACAGCCUCAUUAUUUGAUAUAAACAAGGGAACUAAGAUAAAAACAUUUCAUCACAAUGGUAGCGUGAAUCAACUUGAUAUUUCUAAAAGGGAUGCUCUUAUUACUUGCUCUGAUGAUGCUACUGUGAAAAUAUGGGACAUACGCUCAAAGUUCCCUGUUUCCAUAAUAAAGUCUGGAUAUCCAGUCCUUACGUGUUGUAUUGAUCCAAAUGAGGUUGCUUUGUAUUUUGCCGGAAUAGAUCCUGCUAUUAGUUGCUAUGAUCCAAGGAACACAUCGAAACCUUUAUGGAGAGAAUCAAACCAGUCAAGCAAUAUUACUUCUCUUUCCUUAUCGCCCGGAACAGCCGAUUAUUUGAUAAGUAAGUCGGUUGAUGGAUCCAUAAAGUACUUUGAUUCUAGAACGGUGUUCAAUAAAGGUAAUUCGUCCUCUUCCCAUCGUCGCCGUGCUAAGCCUUACGUUUUUGAUGGAUCGCAGGCAAAUGAGGAUGAUUGGUUGACUCACUCCAAGUUGGUUAAGAAUACAAAUGGAAAUCUAAAAGUCGUCAGUUCUUCCAGUGAUGGUUAUAUAUACAUCUGGGAUUUUGCAAGUCGAAAGUUACUUUCGAGGCUUGGUGGACAUAUAGGUUCAUCAUAUGAUGUGGAUUAUUUUGAAAGCCGUCUGAUCAGCUGCUCUAUUGAUGGAUCUUUAAUCUUACGGGAUUUCUGA
Molecule: messenger RNA, 1029 nt
Organism: Brettanomyces bruxellensis
Lineage: Eukaryota; Fungi; Ascomycota; Pichiomycetes; Pichiales; Pichiaceae
Exons: 1
Coding region: 1-1029 (342 amino acids)
Cellular component (GO): catalytic step 2 spliceosome
Molecular function (GO): protein binding; RNA binding
Source: RefSeq, a predicted model, not a curated record